AUGUUUGCUCCAAGAUCUUCAAGACCUGCUACCGUUGCUAUUUAUCCUUCAAAAAACGGUGGGCUCCGCCGAAAAAAGAAAGGCGAAAAUAUAACUCCUGCCAUUGAACUUGAGCGAAUUCUUGGGUUAACAACUUCAAAACCAACUGCAAUAUCAACCGCUCCUACUCAUGAUCUUGUAGCUUAUGCUGCCGGCUCUGUCGUUGUAUUAUAUAAUCACAAGAAAAAUAAACAAGUUGGCUUUUUACACGCGUCUUCGGCGGUGUCUUCUGCUCCGCCUCAACCCCCUCCUAAUCGACAUACUAUCGUUGGUGAUUCUAUAUCAACCAAUCCUUUGAGUUCCCUGGGGUUACUGGAACCUCCAGGUACCAAUGCUAAUGGAAAUUCUUCUAAGAAACCUGCUGUGAGCAAUAAGGCAAAGCCUAUAUCAUGUCUUGCUUUUUCUCCUGAUGGUAAUUUCUUAGCUGUCGGUGAGCCAAUAACUCUAAAUUAUCUGGGUACUUUACCAAAACCGCAUCCUCUGGGUGUGGAUUUGACUUUACAGACUGGAUCAACUUAUAACGGUGCUGGUGAUCCUAAUGAAACAUAUCCAGAUACAACUGCUAUAAAAUUUGAUGCUGAAACCGGAAAACUUACUUGUAUAUAUAGUGAUCGUAGUCUUUUUAUAUGGGACAUUAAAGAUAUAAAAAAAAUUGGAAAAUAUAGAAGUUUCCUAUACCAUUGUGAUACUAUUUGGGGUGUAGAGAUGGUACCACACGAUGCUGCUGAUGGUACGUCUAUGUUACCAGAAAAUACUUUCGUCACUUAUUCCGCUGAUAGUACUAUCAGAUUUUGGAAUUUUGACGGUUCUGUUAACUCGACCGCUUCAAACGGUUCUUCCGGCGGAAAUAACAACAACUCAUCUAUAAAAAGAAACAUUUAUAGCAAAGAGUGUUUGAAGAUUGUUUAUGCGGAUCCGGACGGCAAAUACCGUUCAUGUGCUUUGGAGACAAAAAAUGAAAAAUCUGAUUCUUCGGAUCAACUUAAUGCUACUUCCGUAGAAUCCGGUAUCCGUACUUUAAAAAUUAGUCCCGAUGGAAAAUUGAUGGCAUCUGGUGACCAAAUUACUUAUCAGGAAGCUCAUGAUGCUGAGAUACUGACAAUUGAAUUUACCGAUUCACGUGCACCUGGUGAAAUCUUGCAUGUCUUUGAUGUUAACAAUAAUUUUCAAUUGGUUCAAACUUUGGAUGAUCAUUCUUCGUCUAUAACUGCCAUAAAGUUCACAAAUGAUGGUGGAAAGUUGAUCACAACUGUAUUUGAUAUGGACAUUGAUAUAUCAAAUCGAUACAUCGCUACGGUAUCAGGAGAGCGUCGAUUAAAUGUUUAUCAUAUUGAUACUGGUAAAAAUGUGCGUUCAUACAAAUCAGAUACACCUGAGGAAGUCAAUACUGCUGAUCAAGGAAGUUUACUUAGAAUUUCUUUGGACCCUGGUGGAGUACAUGCUGUAACCGGCGGUUCGGAUAAAAGUAUUCGACUUUUCGAUUUCACUAAUGGAUCGAUAUUGGGCAAAGUUCUUGGACAUUCUGAAUUAAUUACCGGUGUAAAAUUUACUUCUGAUUGUGAACGUGUUAUUUCGACUUCUGCUGAUGGUUGUAUAUUUGUUUGGAAAAUAUCUGAUGAAUUGGUUUCAAAAAUGCGACAAAAAUGGCUUGAUAGAAGUGGCGUUAGUGGUUCACUUGAAAAGACAUCACCUUUGAUGAGGGACUAUCUUCUUCCACAAUCAUCAACUCCACCACCAACUAUACCUAAAUCUAUCAUGCCUGCACAAAAACCACAAUCACUUAUGGUAGAUCUUCAACAAUCAUCAAAUGAUGAUGGUCAAGAAUCAGGUUUCUCUGUUCGUCGAGUAACAAAUGGUUUAAAAAUCAAAAAAUCUUAUUCAUCUUUAUCUGCUAUGGAACUUCAAAAUGAAGAGAAUACAAAAAAAUUUGCUGCUAAAAGGCCUGCAUCUUUUGCAAAUGAUAGUUCAUCACAACAAAAAUCUACUCAAUUAACGCCUAGGUUUUCAUUAGACCAUAGUAAACUGCCUAUGGCUACUUCACCACCACCUUCUAAUCAGACAGGAAUAUCUACACCACCUUCUAAUCCGACAGGAAUAUCUACACCACCCAACACUCCAACUAAUCCAAGCUCUGCAAGGAGAGAAUCCUGGAAAAUCGGUCUACCUAGUUGGGCAAAAAAGGCUUUUAAAGAAAAAGAAGAAGAAAAACGUCCUAAGGAUAAAACUUCAAAUAAUAACACUAAUUUAGUUUCCAAUGUUCUCGUCAGUAGUCCAACACAGGAAAUUAAUCAUCAACUUAAUGUAGAAAAAAAGUUACCUUCAAUUCCAAAGCCUUUGAAUAGAGCAAAAUCACAAAGUAAAUUACGUCAAGAUGCAACCAAAUCAUUAUUAAAUACGGAAUCAGAAAAAGAUGAAUUAAAACCUGCAAAUAAUCCUGCUUCAUUUAAUGAGAAAUUAUCAUUACCCCAAUCAUCGAUUCUCUCUACGGACGCCGAAGUAGCUUUGUGGGAAGUAUUAAAGUUGUGGAAUUUAAUGGUGAUCGACCAAAAAAAUGUUCAAAAAUUGGAGGAUUUCUUACAUAUUGAAAUCCAGAAGACUAGUGCAGAUAAUUCGACUUUGGAUAGUAAAGCAAAAAAGAGGCAAAGUUUGACCAUGAAAUUUUAUACAGGGAGUCAACGACAAUCUAAUGAUUCAAGUGGUCGUAAUAGUUUGAUAGAUGCAUUGACUAAAAUUAUAGGUAAACAAGAUUUAGCCAUAAGUGAGGAUGAAGGUGGUGUUUCGGAGGCUUUAGAAGCUUUGGAAAGGAAGUCUUUAGAAAUAGAGAAUCAUGAGAAUCAUGAAAAUGAAUCCCUCGUUAAGGAAGACUCUACUACUAUUGGGGAAGACUCUACUACUAUUGAACAAGAUUCUACUACUAUUGGACAAGACUCUUAUAAGAAAUCACCACUACCGUCAAUGAUUUAUUCAACACCGUCAUCUCCAGCCACGUCAACUAAAGAAACUGUUAGUGAUAUGAACCUAAAACAUGAUUCUGACAAUGGACAAUAUGUCAAUGAUAAUGACUUAAAAGUUGAUGAUCUUGGUAUUUCGAUAUCUAAUGGAUACCAAGAUAACAGAAACUUUAAUGAGCCCGAUGCUAAUGAAGAAGAACAAGUCAAUGAAGAAUGUGUUAUGGACGAUGUAGUAACCAUGACGGUGCUUUUAGAACGAACUCUUUUAGCAUACAAAAAAGUAUCUUCGCCCGCCUCAAAGAAUGAAAGUAUAGCAAAAUUAAUUUCUGAUAGUUUAAGUGGGAUGAUGGAUGAUAUAAAUAAGAGUCUUAAAGAAAGUGAAGAACAAACAAAUGAUCAAGUAUAUGAGUCUACAAAGAGCCAAAUCAACGUGCCUGAAAUUAUUGAACCUGGACAUGAUACAUAUCAUGAUGAGGGUGAUUUAGAGCCUAUGAUCUUGUAUGGUACAGUUAGUGGUGACCACGAAAAAAAAUAUUCUGAUUUGUUGGUAAAAAUGGUUGAAGAAAAACUGGACGCUAAAACUAAAAUAAAUGUUGAAGAAUCAACAAGUAAUACACAAUCAAGCAUUAACGAUAACACAUCGAAUAUUCCUGCUGUUAACGGAAAAUAUACUAAACCAACGAAGGGUGGAAUGAUACCAGUGAUGCGAAACAAAGUUAGAAAGUAA
Molecule: messenger RNA, 3717 nt
Organism: Racocetra fulgida
Lineage: Eukaryota; Fungi; Glomeromycota; Glomeromycetes; Diversisporales; Gigasporaceae
Source: the annotation of a GenBank genome assembly